AUGAAAUUGGUUACGCUCUGUGAGGCCAUUAUUUGUUUCCCUAGACUUUUUGAGAAGUAUCCAUUUUCGAUUCUGAUAAAUUCUGCAUUCCUAAAGCUGGAAGAGGUCUUCAGGACAAGACUGUGUGUUCUAAUAGUCUGCCAGCAAAGUGAAAGGCAUCUAGACAAGAUCCUCAACGUGGAUGAAUUUGUCAAAAUAAUAUUCACAGUUAUUCAUUCCAAUAAUCCAAUUGCAAGAUCUCAUGGCACUGAGAACUUUGGGGAGUAUGGAAAUUAUUAUGAUCGGAAAUCAGUGAAUCACAGCAUUCGCGACAGUUUGGAUUUGCACGAUGCUGUAGAGUUAGAGGCAGCUAUCUACGCCGCAUCCAACAAAAUUGCCGAGAUGAUUCAGGGACUGGUAACACCUGUAAAUAUCAAGCUCAAGCUCAUCCCCAUCUUGCAGUACAUGCACCAUGAUGCUCACACGGCCGCCAUGGUUCGACGUUUGUGCGCACAGCUCUUGCACAGCUACCCUGCCCAAAAUUUCGUCUGUGUGACACUACACACACUGCUGGCUAGUGAAACUCUGGUCGAAAUCCCUCAACAGCUACUCCUGCUUCUUGAAUAUUUGUGCGAUUCCAGGAGAGGUGUCCAGGCUCAAGUUUUGUCUGACUUGAAAAUUCAGAUCGCUGGACGUUCUAGUAACCCGCUAGCCAUGGCUGUUUUAUCCUCAAAGCUAAAUCAGUGUUGCUACAGUUGCGACCGUGCCCGAUUUAAGCCACGACGCUGCCCUAGCUGUCGAAUCGCUCAUAUUGGGCCUCUGCUUGGCGGGAAAAACCGAAGAGAGGGAACUCAAGAUUGCGUUGACAUCAGCCGUCCAGCUGAGUCGUGUCGCCGGACCAGAAAUCAGGGACACCUUAUUGAUUGCCUCACUCGCCUUUUGCUUCAAUCUUCCGGUUCCACGUUAGUCCUGCUGUGCCAGGCCCUGGCUGCCAUCGGAGACACCCAACCGUCCGCCAUUGUACCAGCAUUGGUUGACAUCAUGUCAAUGCUCAAGAAACUCACCGUUCAAAGCGAUCAAGAGUUGUUGGCAAUUCCAUUGUUGUGCGUUCUCAUGUUCCAGACGCACGCCUCUCAUUGUUGGUCUCAACAGGCCAGCGAAGUGGUCCACGAAGUCAUCUUUAGGGUCAACUUGUGGGUGGCUUUCCGAAUCGCCCGCUCUGCCACAAGCAUCGCUGAGCAUCUCUACUUUUGGAUUCAGGGAUUGCGCGAUUUCACCCUGGCCGAAUCUCACCUGAGUUGCGGCACUGGAUCCGAUGCUGUAGCCGUUUCUCUCAUAGAAAGAUUAGUGUUGGCCUCGAAGCUUUAUCUGGAAGGGAAUGUCUUCACUGAAGGCAACCACCAGCCCCACCCGCGUUCUUCAGUUUCAAGCCGAAUUCGGCCGAUUGCGAGUCGAAUUCCUGUCGGCGUGCUCUCAACUUGUCCAGGCUUGUCGAACGCUUCAGACAGCCCCGCCGUCGGCCAUCGCUCACGCCGUAGCGGCUGCCACCCGAGACGAACUGCAGCGCUGCGGUCGAAUUACUCACCAGCUGAGGAAGUCGGUGUUUGUGCUCCGGCAGGUGGCCGAAGCCUGUCCAAGCUCGGACAGAGCGCCUUCGACCCCGACCAGUACCAGGAGAGCCUCACGAAUUUGCAGCUACAAAAGCAGACGGCCUUGAUCAUGACCCAGACGGUCGAGUCCACCUACCUCCGGGCGUCUCAGCUAGGCGUUAUGACUGUCGAAAACGAUCUGCCCAUGAUCAACAAGACGGUGCAAGCAGAUCACGUCGCUGUGCGGAGUAUGGCCACUCGAUGCCCUGAAGCUGUCGAUCUCGUAAGACGUUUCCGCGAUGGCAUCCCUGAUUUGAAACUUAUUAAUCACUUGUUGGCGGUGAGCCCUCAGCCGAGAGUGGCCGGAGAGACGAUAACGACAACCAUUGGCUCGCAGUUGGCCGUUAAGGUGGAAGGUAUUGUCCAGGUUACUUCCAGCCCGCGAUAUUUUGGACGGAGAGUACGUGUCGUUCAAGUGACAAUACAAUCGAAUCCUACUAACCCGACAGUUGGAUCGGAUGACAAGCCGAUCGAGUCAAGUACGAGUAGCCUAUGA
Molecule: messenger RNA, 2124 nt
Organism: Daphnia pulicaria
Lineage: Eukaryota; Metazoa; Arthropoda; Branchiopoda; Diplostraca; Daphniidae
Product: integrator complex subunit 7-like
Exons: 10
Coding region: 1-2124 (707 amino acids)
Biological process (GO): snRNA 3'-end processing
Cellular component (GO): integrator complex
Source: RefSeq, a predicted model, not a curated record